Folsomia candida is the source of this 1152-nucleotide messenger RNA. RefSeq lists its product as uncharacterized. NCBI's taxonomy places the organism in Eukaryota, Metazoa, Arthropoda, Collembola, Entomobryomorpha, Isotomidae. Gene Ontology annotation, biological process: tRNA wobble uridine modification. The transcript has 4 exons. The record is from RefSeq and is a predicted model, not a curated record. Bases 230 to 1012 code for a protein of 260 amino acids. Gene Ontology annotation, cellular component: elongator holoenzyme complex.
GAUUUCAGUCUCACUGAAAUAAAUAUUUGCAAAAAAUAAAAUUUUGGAAUAUUUAUUAUUUUCUAGAAUUUAUAAGAUUUCAUAAUUAAUAAUUAUUUCGUAAUGUAAAAUUAGUCAGGCUGGGUUUUCGAAUAAACGAUUUUGAGAGAGAUCGUAAUUUUGAACUCAGUUUGUCGCAUGUUUAAUUAAUUUAAUUUAAUUGUGAUAAAUUGUGAAUUGUGUCGAAAAAAUGUCACUCUUGUCGUCACUUUGUCUUCCCAGUCACACCCUCGAUACGCCGGGUACACUCUUUGUCGUGGAGCAAGUCGGUCAAAAUAUCGACGCCCAAUUUGCGACACACUUUCUCCUCCGUGACUUCAUUAACCAGCGAGAACAACUCGGUGUGGUCAUUCUCGUCACAACGACACAAUCUGGUCGACAUUGGGGCGAAAUUGGGACAAAGUUGGGUUGGAAUUUGGGCGAGAUGAAGAAAAAUGGAAGUCUCCGUCUCAUCGAUCUUAUCGAACAGGAGUGGACAACCAUCUCAACUGGUGACACAAAUUAUCCUGUCGACACCUGUGACGCCUUAUUCGACACGAUUUCAGCCUCAUUAAGUGAUGUUGGAGCUCAAAAACAAAAUCUUAUCGUCAUUGAAGACCUCUCCGCCUUGCUGUACUCGGAUUUCGGCACGGAGGAAACUUUGAUAAGACUCGUGCUCAAGUUGAAACGUCUCGCCAAAGAACGCAACGCCUCCAUUUUAACCCUCGUCCAGUCGUCGUCAUUGUCACCUUCGUCCGCGGACGUCGAGGGGGCAAGAUUUGCCACCUUGUUAUCUGAAACCUUGGGCGAUGCGGGAAUAACCGUGUCACCACUUUCGACCGGAGCAUCCCCCCAAAUCUCGGGCCAUUUAAGGGUCAAUUGGCGCCGGGGAGGAAGGAGUGAUGACGACAAGAAAGAAUCCGCUUGGCGACCCUGGGUCAAGUGGGCGCAGUACAAGUUGGACGACAGAAGUGUGAAAGUCACCUUCAUCUGAAGACGUUUUUUGUGACGCAUUUUUCAAUCACGGCCUAAAUUACGAUAGUUUUAACCACUUUUCUUUAUUAUUUAGGUCAAUUUCUACUUGUACACAUUUAAUUCAGGACUCAAUAAGAUGCACUACUUUAUAGAGAAAAU